Molecule: messenger RNA, 4936 nt
Organism: Manis javanica (Malayan pangolin)
Lineage: Eukaryota; Metazoa; Chordata; Mammalia; Pholidota; Manidae
Gene: GPR26
Product: G protein-coupled receptor 26
Biological process (GO): adenylate cyclase-activating G protein-coupled receptor signaling pathway
Cellular component (GO): membrane
Molecular function (GO): G protein-coupled receptor activity
Source: RefSeq, a predicted model, not a curated record
UGGGCGCCCGAGGAGGCCGAGGCGGAGCGGGGCCGCGGGCGCCGGCGGCCGCGAUCCCAGGGCGCUCCGAGCUCGCGGGAGGUGGCGCGGGGUCCGGCUUAGCCGCGUGCCCACGUGCGCGCCCGCGGGCCGGCGCGGGGCUCUAGGGUGGCUGCGCACCCCCCAGGGACCCAUGGGGCCCGGGGCCGGGGGUCGCCGGGCUGCGGCGGAGCCGAGGGGCUGAGCGGGCGGCCGGCUGCGCCAUGGCGGCGCCGGGCUGUGGGCCCUGAGCGCCGGCGGCAGGCGCGCACCAUGAACUCGUGGGACGCGGGCCUGGUGGGGCUGCUGGUGGGCACGAUGGGCGUUUCGCUGCUGUCCAACGCGCUGGUGCUGCUCUGCCUGCUGCACAGCGCCGACAUCCGCCGCCAGGCGCCCGCGCUCUUCACCCUCAACCUCACGUGCGGCAACCUGCUGUGCACCGUGGUCAACAUGCCGCUCACGCUGGCCGGCGUCGUGGCGCAGCGGCAGCCGGCUGGCGACCGCCUGUGCCACCUGGCUGCCUUCCUCGACACCUUCCUAGCCGCCAACUCCAUGCUCAGCAUGGCCGCACUCAGCAUCGACCGCUGGGUGGCCGUGGUCUUCCCGCUGAGCUACCGCGCGAAGAUGCGCCUCCGCGACGCGGCGCUCAUGGUGGCCUACACGUGGCUGCACGCGCUCGCCUUCCCAGCCGCCGCGCUCUCCCUGUCCUGGCUGGGCUUCCACCAGCUCUACGCUUCGUGCACGCUGUGCAGCCGGCGGCCGGACGAGCGCCUGCGCUUCGCCGUCUUCACGGGCACCUUCCACGCGCUCAGCUUCCUGCUCUCCUUCGUCGUGCUCUGCUGCACGUACCUCAAGGUGCUCAAGGUGGCCCGUUUCCACUGCAAGCGCAUCGACGUGAUCACCAUGCAGACUCUCGUGCUGCUCGUGGACAUCCAUCCCAGUGUGCGAGAACGCUGUCUGGAGGAACAGAAGAGACGGCGCCAGCGUGCCACCAAGAAGAUCAGCACCUUCAUAGGGACCUUCCUCGUGUGUUUUGCACCCUACGUGAUCACCAGGCUGGUGGAGCUGUCCUCCGCAGUGCCCAUCGGGUCCCACUGGGGGGUGCUGUCCAAGUGCUUGGCCUACAGCAAGGCGGCCUCCGACCCCUUCGUGUACUCCCUGCUGCGGCACCAGUACCGCAAAAGCUGCAAAGAGAUGCUGAACCGAGUGCUCCACAGGCGCUCCCUCCGCUCCUCGGGCCUCACGGGGGACUCCCACUGCCAGAACAUUCUACCCAUCUCUGAGUGAAAGAUGCUGUGCCUGCUGGACGAUUUGGAAUGAGACAGCUGGUGAGAAGCGGGGAAGGAGGGCUUGGGGCCUCUGGGUGGACACCACCAGCUGCCACCCACCUGGCACCCCAGUGAUUCCAGUCCCCUGGCUUGUGGGGCGCUGCUCCCUGCUUCCUGGUUCCUCAAGGGCAGAGGUGGGGCUGCCCUGUUUACCACCAAAGGAUGACUGUGGUCACGUGCUCUGGCUUUUCUUUCUGAGAAGCUCCCCUGAGCCCCUGGGCUCCCCAGAGGCUCCCCAGGCCAUACCUGGAGGAUGACUGGAUGUGUCCAGGCAUGAUCGAGGACACACCCUCCUGGUGGCAGGUGGGGGAGCAUGACAUCACUGCUUCCUAACCACUGGACACUGGGUUCCAUGCCAAGGAAAAGUGGGGUCUCCACGGGACACCCACCACACUGAAGGUGAGGCUGGCAUCUAGCACGACUUCUUCUCCACAUGCUUGUGGCGGCGGCCUUCACCCAAAUAUUACACAGCUGGUCCUCACUAUAUUGUAUCUGGCUUGGACUCUCAAGCCCUGUGCCCAAGAGGAAAAUGUGUAACAACCAGUGGCCACCCAGGUGUUGCUGACCAGUUGUCUUGGGAAUGGUUAUGUUGGAUUCAACUUUUAACCCUCUCCUCCCGGAAAAAACUUGUUGUAGACAAUCUUAGCAUGAAAAUGGUUUAAAUAGGCGGGUAAUAUAUGUAAUGCUGUUCUCUGAAGUCUGAACCUGAGGUCAGCUUCAUGUGACUUCCAUGUCAUACCUGUUGGAGCCAAGGAGAGGCAGGAGGAAGGUGUCUGGCUGGCGUCCCCAACCCGGUUUGUGACCUGAAUUUGCAGGAAGCAUUUUACCUUGUCUCACACAUUUUGUCCAGCACAUCCUGUGAGAUCAUGGACAAGAACUGACCGGGGCAGGGUUUUAGCCUUGAUUUUUAAGGCACUAAUUUCCAUUUCCCUACUGGCUCAAUAUGCUGUUUUUUUGAGUCUAUCAAAAGAAAGUCUGUCCAAGGUUCCAAGGUGACUGAGAAAGUUCUGUGUGCUAAUGAAGGAGCAGUGAAAUUUUUAUUGAAAACCCUAACUGUAAUAUAUAUGCCAACCCAUUGGCAACCACUCUCUUGGUUUAAUAAAAACCAAGGUGAGUGGACCAUGCUUUCCACCUGUCUGUUUUCAUUUACCAUCUCAAAUUAAUGUGUGAAUGCUGAGAGCAGUUAUUUCUCAGUUAUUUCUCAGCAACAGACUCAGACGGCUCCUUCUCUUCUUCUGCUCUAUACAUCGAACUUUGGAGGAGAAAAGGGGAGGACAUAGUCCAACAGGGACCAACCAAGGAAGAGCCUGUUGCUUGUCACCGCCAAGAGGCCCCAGUAUUGAAAGACAGAGAAGUGCUGUGCAUGUCUAUUUGAAAAGAUGUUGUCUUAUCUACCUUAACUCCUCACUUAGAAAGCACAUAACUGAGCCUGACCUAGUCUUGCCUAGUUUCAAGGUCUCCACGGAGACUGGAACAGAGACAGAGGUAGCUUCUGGGCCUUGACACCUUUCCAUUACAUUGGAGGUGAGCUCACACCUGCUUGGAGGGAACAAUGGGACAUGGACCCUCCCAAUUCCAUAUUUAGGGACAUGAUGUUGGCAGCUUGAAGCCAGCCAUGAUGGAAAUAUUUACUCUAAAGAAAUCAGCAAAGGCUAUAUAAAUCAGGUGUUUUUCUGCACUGAGAGCUGGUUAUUAAACAGCGUACCACUGCCCACACAUGACUUUGCAUGUUACUGAAAAAUUGCUCUAUUCAGAGUGCAUUUGGCUCUCGAAUUUGAAUGGCAGCAGACAUUCAAUUUUGUGGCGCUUAAAAUUCCUAGUGACAAGCAGCUGUUCACCCUCCAUUGUCCCAACAUCAGAAGUACCAGUGAGGUUGAAAACAAGCGUGGAACCAAAAAAGUAUACCCAACUGAAUCCGACAAUCUCCCUUUGCACAGAAAUACUCUCGAAAUUGGGCGACAGAGGAGCGAUGGCCUAGCGGGUGAGGUCAUUAGACAGCCAGAUUCAAGCAGCAAAAUGUUUUCAUCAACGUCAGUUGGGAGGAAUGCCUCGUCAAAUCCUCUUUCUGUACAGGCAACAUCUUACACUUCCAGAAGAGACUAGAUCUCUCUUACCUCUCCUUUAGCAAAGAAACAAGAUUUGUCACCCACAACACCAUGGAUCUUAAAAAGAUAGAUCUCAUAGUUUUCACUAAGCCUCUAGGACUGCUAGAAAAAAAGGAAACCACAGUAAAACCAGGUGUAUUGGUGUCACAUAGACAAAACCCCAGAUAAGUCAGUUAAUUGGGUGUCUUCAUUAUUAUUUAGACGGGCAGGAAAACCCAAGGAGAAGCGAGAAGAAAAUCACUGCAUUAGUGAUCACCACCGAUGCCUCUGCUACAGUUUCCUUAGAUGAAUGUUUCCAUUCCUCUGUAUACAGUCUAUGAAAUCUUCCCAGCUUCAUUAUUCCCUUGUGAAUUGCCUACCUCAUUUGGUAAUUUAAUUUAUCAAACGUAACAUAGUUUUCUCAGGUAAAAUUUAGAAACAUCAAGCUCAGCAGCUAUGUCAAAGGGCCUGGGAUUACGUACUUGACUGCAGUCUGUCGGAAGCCUUGAUGUUUAAGGCCCAAACUCUGGUGGGCAGCUGGACUGGGUGUGAAGGCACUUUAAGAAGCUUGAAAAUAAGCACUGGGAGGGAGGGGCCAUCAAAUUCCUAAACGCACAGAGAGGGCUCAGUUGCUAGCCCUACACCAUCAGAAUUUGUAGGUUUAAACCCAGCCCAUGACGCUUUUUCCAGUCACUCUUUAAUGACCCUACCUUGUCCUUUGGCUCCUUCCUGAAGGAGGGGGUUUCAGAGUCCUGGGACCCGCUAAGGAACCAGCACCUUGGAUGAGUGUCAUAACAUUUGGAGUUUGUGGGUCUCAGCUGACAUCCCAAAAGAUGUUUCACUAACAGCCCGCCGAUUGUUCCUUAGAAAUCGGUGGGGGGGGGAGGGGAGGUUGGCUUGAGUCACCUCACACCAACUGUACGUCCCCCUAGGAGUAGUCAGCUCAGGCGUCUGUCACCAUGAGCAAUAAACCUCUCUCCUGUUUGUGAAAUUAGUUUUCUCUUUCCUGGUGCCUUCCUUUAUGAGAGAAGGUGUGACCCUUGACGGGAUCGCAAGCUGUGCAGUUUUAUAAUGUAACUCAAAUGCAGGACACACUAAUUUGCCUGUGAUUUUAAUGAGGAUAUUGUAUCAAGUGCCAGAAAUGCCUUGUAUCAGUUCAUAUCCUUUGGACCAUGAGCACCACAGGGCAGAGAGAGGCCCUGGAUAUAUUUGGGGCUCCUGCUACCUUUCCGAAAGGUCUAAAGCAUCUGAGAUGGAAGUUUUUAAUGCACUUUAUUAUCCCUAAGAAUUACCAAGGGAGCUUGUUUCGAUGCAGAGUCCUGUGCCCCCUCCUCACAGAUCAGUUGAAGGAGGUCUGGGUAGGACCUGGGAUUCUACAUUUUCAAACAUCAGGGCCCAGGUGACUGUUACAGGUGGUCUUCAAACUACUCCCUGAGGGAAAUGAUCUUAGACACUUGGAUAAACUCCAUGAAAAAAAAUGGGUCUUUCUAAAUAUUCUGCAUUUCA